Messenger RNA from Microplitis mediator, 2945 nucleotides. RefSeq names its product T-box transcription factor TBX6-like. Gene Ontology annotation, biological process: regulation of transcription by RNA polymerase II; positive regulation of DNA-templated transcription; cell fate specification. NCBI's taxonomy places the organism in Eukaryota, Metazoa, Arthropoda, Insecta, Hymenoptera, Braconidae. The coding region runs from base 241 to 1344 and encodes 367 amino acids. The record is from RefSeq and is a predicted model, not a curated record. Gene Ontology annotation, cellular component: nucleus. The transcript has 4 exons. Gene Ontology annotation, molecular function: DNA-binding transcription factor activity, RNA polymerase II-specific; RNA polymerase II cis-regulatory region sequence-specific DNA binding.
AGUUUCCCCUUCCCAAGCACAGUUUAAACUAUCAGUGAUGCUAAAAUGUGCGAAGGAAGGGGAACUUUUCGACCACGAUGAGCCUCAUGUCUUAUUUUCAUGUCUUCAUUCUUCAGUGAGUCUCAGAACUGAUUGGUCUCGUCUUGGUUUUGAAUAACAAUUGGAACAAGUAAUUGUUUUUUUUGUUUUCGCUCAAGAAUCGUCAGUGGUGUUUUAUUUAUUAGUGAUUCUAAACAAGAAAUGGCGUUCCUCUAUGGCCCACCGAUAGGACUUAACUUUGAAGUUAUAGAACGUAUGAAAUUGGAGCACAUAAUGAACAAUGUACCACAGUUGUCGAAAAAUGUCGCCGUUACAUUGCAAAGAAAAGAACUGUGGAAAGAAUUCAAUAGUAACACUACCGAGAUGGUGAUUACGAAGCAAGGAAGGCGAAUGUACCCAGGGGUCGAAAUCUGCGUGGUAGGACUGGAGCCAAUGGCGUAUUACUGUAUAAUGUUAGAAAUAGAACCAGCGUCGAAUAACCGCUAUAAGUAUGUGACCAACGAAUCGCAAAAUGGCUCUGGUUCUAAAGUCAAGACCGGGCGAUGGAUUACUUCCGGAAAUGGUGAACUCCAACCACCAAUAGAUCGACGAAUUGUUGUGCAUCCCGACAGCCCGGCUACAGGUGAUCAUUGGAUGCGGGAGGCCGUUAGUUUUUCUAAGAUCAAAAUAACAAACAACACAGAUGAUCGGCAAAAUAAUAUCCUCCUCUGCUCGAUGCACAAAUACCACGUAAAGAUUUGGAUCAUCCAGUCGCCGCAUACCAGUCCAAUGGCUCUUUUCACGCAUCCUUCUUCAAAAUUCAUCUUUAACGAGACGGAAUUCAUAGCAGUUACGGCUUAUCAAAAUACAACGAUAAAAAUAAUAAAGAUCGAUAACAACCCAUUCGCAAAAGGAUUCCGACAAAACGGUAAGAGGAAGAGUGGGGAAAUCGCGCAUGUGAACCGCGAGGACGAGGGUUCCGAUGACGAGGAAAUAAAGCGCGCGACAAAAGACGACAGUGGGAUCAGUAGCAAUGGAGCCAGUCCACCUCCAGUGAUGCAAGAAGAAGAGAACCAAGUAAAAUUACAUAGACCAUGGCUCGAUUCUUCUUCGCCCUCUACACCUAAUUUACCUCCGCAUUUACCUCCGCAAUUACCUCCGGUACCCCAGAUGCCGUCGACAUCAACUGGGGUCCUUCCUCCGAAUCCAUUCAUUCCGACAUAUGAAAAUGGUUAUACCGCGACAGUGCUGGUUCCCCCACCCGUACCAGCAUUUCCGCAUAAUUACCCCGCCGGGUAUCUAGGUACCUUUCCUUGGUACAGAUAAAUUGGCUUUUGUAUAUCCUUCCGAUAAUAAGAUUUUUCUCCCCUCCGGAAGAAAAGCGUCAACUUUUGUUUUACUGACGAAACCAAGUUACCGCUUUUCGCAUUCGUCGAAAGGAACAAUAGUAUUGGCACCUUGGGCAUUACAUAAGAAAGCUGCAGAUCACAUGUAAAAUCUACUAUUGUCGAAAUACACGUGAAGGCAAACUAUCCGUAACGUGAUUGUUUGAGAGCGAAAAAGUAUAUGUAAGACACUAAAAUCCUUAAAUAAAAAAAGCAUGAAAUGUAUGAAGCCUCUUUUCCGAUUACUUGAUUAAUCGAAAGCAAAAAAAUAUAUACAAACGACACGAAAAUAUACAUUAAAAUAAAUAUAUGAAAAACGACACAAGUGCGCUUACGCGCGAAAUAUGUACGCUAGUUUACAUUAAUACAAAUGUAUGAAAAACGACACGCGCGAAACGUACACCCUAUAUAGCUUAACAAAACGCUAGUGAAUUUAAGCUUUGCAAGUCAAAGACUUAAGACGUACUAAAUCCAAAAGCGAAUAAAAUGCUAGUGAAUUUAAGCUUUGCUGGCCGAAGAUAUACUAGAUCCAAAACCGAAUAAAAUGCUAGUGAAUUUAAGCUUUGCUGGCCGAAGAUAUACUAGAUCCAAAACCGAAUAAAAUGCUAGUGAAUUUAAGCUUCGCUGGCCGAAGAUAUACUAGAUCCAAAACCGAAUAAAAUGCUAGUGAAUUCAAGCUUUGCUGGCCGAAGAUAUACUAGAUCCAAAACCGAAUAAAAUGCCAGUGAAUUUAAGCCUUGCUGGCCGAAGAUAUACUAGAUCCAAACCCCUGUGAAAAAGGUCUUAUAAAAUCUCAUAAAAAAAAUUAGCUAUGAAAAAACGAUCAGUAUUUGUCCACGAAAAAUCUCAAAAAUUCUGAUACAAUUAUUUUCUCAUACAUGGUGCAUCAAAAAAAAUUUUUUCUUAAAAUUCUCAUAUAAAUUAUCAGAAUCUAUAAGAAACAGAAGUUGUUCAGAAGAAUUUCGAAGAAAUACAUGUUAAAUAUUUUCUCAUAAAAUAUGACAAAUAUUUUAUGAUAUUCAAUAAGAUAUUAUCUCCUAGGAUAACUCUUACUAAAACUUAUAAAUUCUGAAAAUUUCGUAUAAAAAAAUAAUCUUAUCGAGAUUUUGUAAGUAUUAUAACAUCGGAAUUCGCCUGAUCAAUUCUUAUUGAAAAUACAUUAGAAUAAACUGUAACAAUCUUAUAGAAGUGAAAGUACUUAUUCAAUCUCAUAAUCGUUGGCGGAAUUCGAGUCGCAAAAUCUCAUAAAUUAAAAAAUCUUACUCAUUUUUUUAAAAAUCUAGUACGGAAAUCAUGAUAGGAAAACAUCAAAAGCUUUGACUCAUAGAUUCAUCGAAGAAGUCGGAACGGAAAGUGCGAUAGGGGGCUACUUAUAACGAGCAUUGACCAUAUUUAUAUAUAUAUGUAAAUAUCUAUUUAUAAGAUACCAAAGUUUUAAAAAAUUAGUUAAAGACUGUACAUAAAAAAUUAUAGUUAUUUUGUUAAUAUUUUAUAUAUUUAGUAUAAUAGUACGAAUUUGAAAAAAAAAAUUAAAAAAACAUG